Molecule: messenger RNA, 506 nt
Organism: Octopus sinensis (East Asian common octopus)
Lineage: Eukaryota; Metazoa; Mollusca; Cephalopoda; Octopoda; Octopodidae
Product: S-formylglutathione hydrolase FrmB-like
Exons: 4
Coding region: 16-342 (108 amino acids)
Biological process (GO): formaldehyde catabolic process
Cellular component (GO): cytosol
Molecular function (GO): S-formylglutathione hydrolase activity
Source: RefSeq, a predicted model, not a curated record
CAUGUGGUCACGGAAAUGAUCGAUUCAAUGUUUACAUUAUUUCGAGUUGAAACGAAAGAUCGCCAAAAAAUCUCACGUAUCAUGGAAUAUGAUACCUGUAGUUUGAUGAGGAAGAACGGAAGUCCAUUUGCUGACAUCCUCAUUGACCAGGGUUUGGCUGAUAUCUUUCAAAACAUUGAGUCAUUAACAGACAAUUUGGAGAAGGUUGUUUGGGAGAAAAAUGUUGCAGCCACAAUCCGAAAACAUGAGGGCUACGACCACAGUUACUACUUCAUCGCGUCUUUUAUUGGUGACCACAUUAAGCAUCAUGCUAAAUAUCUGAAUGAAGUAAGCAAAUACUGAUAUAUAGACUGUUUUUUUUCCUGCCGGUUGAAGUUUUUGGAAGAAAUAACAGAUUUAUGUUUGGUAUUUUUAUAGCUAAUUAAAAUAUGUGGUGCUAAUCAAUACCUCGUUAUCAAUUUUCUUUUCCUUCUUAUUGCAGCAUUUAAAUAAAAAACAUAAACUUG